UGAUAAUAUAUUGGAAUCCAUUUUGCUGCAGAACUGCUACAGUUUUGAGUUGAUGAAUGUGGGAACUGAAUAGCAGGUUCACAUAUCCCAGAAUAUGCUAUUAUUCCUGUUUGGAAAGGGUUAAUGCAGACAGUUAUUAGGGACACAGGGAAAUCCAUUUAAACUGUGUGUCAAUUAACAGGAUCAGGAUGUAAUCUUCUGCCUCAGCACAAGAAGGAUUUUGUCAAGGACGCUCAUUUCUUGCUGGUGGAGUGCUUGCCUGAGCGGGCUCUGGAUCGGAAGCAGAAGUAACUCGCUUGUUAAGAACAACAGGACCCACAAUGUUUAGCUGGAUUGAGAAAGUUAUCCCCCAGCCUCCUGACACACCAAGAAGAACAUCUGCUGAGGCCCAAGGGGGCUGCCAAGCUUCUGAAAGCACCCAGCAGAAGUGUGAUGAGAAGGAAACAUGUGUGAAAAAGGAGGCUGACAACCCUCCAGAUGUAGUAAAAACUCAAGAAGAGGAGCAAGAGUCUGACAAAGGGGCCGCAGGAGUACUCACUUGGCUGUCACAGGGUUUAGGAAGAGUAAUCCCGCAACCUGUUGAGAGCCCAACACUUUCUCGUGCAAACAAGGAAAGUACAGUGCCAGCAGUGGUGGAGCAGAAAGAGGUACCUGCGAGUGAGACAGUGGAAAAACCAACAGAGAUCAAUCCUACAGACCACAUGGAAAGUACACCAGCAGGGGUCCUCUCCUGGUUGUCUCAGGGCUUGGAAAAAGUGGUUCCUCAACCUUCAAGAACACUAAAGUCAGGGACCAGUGGAGGAUCGGAGGGUGGUGCAGUUACUGUAGAACUGCCACCACCAAGGGAAGAAAAAAGCAUAGUCAUAGAAGAGCCAAAGAUUUCUCCUCCAACACCAGUACAUACUCCUGCCUCAGUUCCAGUGCCAGAGUCCCAACCCACCAUUAUUGAGGUGCAGCCAGCAACCAGCUCAGAACCAGAGGUCACAGCAACAGACAAAGGGUCAGGGGCUGGAGUUCUGGGGUGGCUCAUGCAGGGCCUAGGGAAAGUCGUACCGCAGCCAGAGAAUGUCGCUCCACUCGCUACUAAAGUAGAGGAAGAGAAACCCAAGGAGGAAGAAGAGGAGAAGCCAGUGCCAUUGCCCCAGAAAGAAUCCAAGAGAAGCAGUGACACAGGGGUUUUCAGCUGGAUCACCCAAGGUAUAGAGAAGGUCAUUCCCCAGCCAUCAGUCAUAGCAAAGCAGGAUUCUCAGACCAUCACCCUUUGCCCAGUGGAGGAAAUUUGUAUUCUGCCUACCAGCCCUGAGGAUAAUCUGCUUGUGGAAGACUUAGAAACUGUGAAUAGCCAUGCAGAUGAAACAGAAGAACAGUGCUUAGCCCAAGCCCCAGCACCAAUAGAUACUGAAGAAGGGAGAGCUCCAACCAAUGGCCUAGAAGAAAUGUGCAGAAGUACCAGCAAACCAGAGUGUAGAGAAGAUGAUUUGAAAACCACAGACAAGAUCCAAACCUUUAGUGAAGAAAGUCAGAUUUACAAAGAUUCUGUUCAGGCAUGCAUUGCAGAGGGUGCAAAAAUGGAACUAUUAAUUAUGUCUGAAAAUAAUGAAACUGAUCCUGUUACUGGAGAAAGUCCAGUUAAGCUUUUAGAGGAUGGGACGUCUCUGGAUACUGAGUUACAAGCAGCAGAAGGAAAAUUACAAGUAAAUGAAAAAGUGACACAAAAUGGACAGGAUAAGGUAUAUAUGAGAGGAACAAACCAGGAACUUGCUGAAAAAGGAUGCCAGCAAACUAAAGAAACACACACACAGUCUGAGAAGAACGGACAUCUUGACAUAGGCCAAUGUUUAAACAAGAAGCAGGAUCAAUGUGUAGAAGGAUGGGAAAACCAGGAUAAAGAAAAUGAAACGAAGGAGGCAAAAAUUGGCAGCAAAAAUGCAAGAGAUGUAAAAACUGAUAAUGAAGAUGGCCACUGGCAAGAUAAAGCUAAAGGAAAAGUUGCACAUAACAGACUUAGUCUGGAAGAAACUAUAAUUAUCAAACAAACACAACAAAUGAUUAUUAAGAGCCAGUCACUAGAACUAACACAAAUACAACCAUCUGAAGAACAACAAAAUAAACCAGACACGGUUGCAGAUAUGGCAGAUACAAAGGAGAGAGCACAAGAGCUUAAAAAGACCCAAUGUUUGAAUGAAAGAGAUCCUCAGCCUGAAGUGGAGACUGAAUCUAGAAUGGAGUUACAACGCCAGUUAACAGAAGACAUGUCUUUUCAAUUUUAUGGGUGUGAAGACAUUCAGCAAGCUCUUUGGGAUGAACAAAAUCAGCAAGAGGACAUUAAAAAACAGAGCUUCUGUGAAAUUCAAUCAGAAAAAGAGUUAAAGGAAGCCCAAUAUGAUAUAGACAAAAUGCCUACAGCCGAGGAAGACUUGCACAAAACUGCAGAAGAAACAGACCCAAGGGAGAAAAUAAAUGGACAACUAAUGAAGGAUACAAUACUGAGCAGGGAAAACAUUGAACAUAAUGAUUCAGGAGACAGAUUUGAUGAAAAAAUAAAAAAGAUAGACAUUGACAUUCAACCCAUAGAAAAGGAACAGAGACAGCUAAGCAUAGACAUGAAGACUGAUGCCCAACUUGAUGAGGAGAGACAUGUUCAGACUGAGGAGCGUCAUACACAAACUGAAGACCCAGUUUGUCAGACUGCAGAAGAGAGACAGUUAUCUUAUGAUGAGGAUCAGAUACAAACUGAGGAGAGAGAGACCCAAACUGAUGAAAGGUUCAGUCCACCAGUACAAAAAAAAUCUGAGCAUGAAAAUGUAAUUUCUCAACAUGCAGAGCUAGUGUAUCCCGAUAAAGACGCCCCUUAUAAAAAGAAUGAGUGCCAGGAAAUAUAUGAAGUGCCCCAGCAUAAUUUUAUAGAGUCUAAACAUGAAGCAUCAGAAUCUCAGCUUACUGAGCAACAGUCUCAGGAUCAAGAGUUCCAAAAUGAUAAGAAAGAGGCUCAACUUGAAGAAGUGAAUCAGAAUUUAGAAAGAGCAAUGCAGAAUGAGAAGAAAAUGUGCCUUAGUGAGAAGACAGAAAACCAAACCGAGGAAGAGGAUAAAAGCAAUGAAGAAAAGAAAUAUAUUCAGUCUGAAGAGGAGAAAAAUAUUGAAAAAGAAAUAUUUCCGAAACCAGGAGAGCAGUCAGUCACUGAACAUGUUAAUCAAACAGAUGAAGAGAGAACAGUUCAGUCCUCAGUGGAAAUACAAAUCCAUUACUCACAGAAAAGAGAUUCCCUUGAACAGCAAAAGAUUCAAAUUGAAGAGGAAGUAAUGAAUGAAGUGCUGAGGAAAGACCAAAAUAUUAUUCCUGAGAUUGAUUCAAAUUAUGACAGAAAUCAUGAAAAAGAGGUUGCCUUGACUCCUGAAGCCAUAAGUUCUGAUCAAGUCAAGAAAGAAUUAGAAGACAAAGAUCUUGUCCCAGUGGAGGAAGCGUCACACAUAGAAACAGAAUGUUCCCAUGAAGUGAUGCAAUAUGGAGACCUAACAUGUGACUCUGCUCUAACCACCCUCCUAAAAUCCGAUGACCAAAAAGAAGAAAAAGGGGUAGAGAAGGAAGUGUUGGAAUCUGAAAAUGAGCGCCUCUCCUGGAUCACAGAAGAAGAUGAAGACGAGACUGAGCUCCAGGUAUCAUAUUAUCAAAGCGAAAGUGAAGAGGAAAUCAAGGUGUCACACGAGGUGAUUCUGGAGGCUCCACCUGAAUAUCUGGACACCUCAGUUGUUGUAGCUACACAAGCUGUGGAGGAGACCAAUUAUUUAAAGCAGUUCCCAGUGCAGAUAGCAGGCACUUUGUCAUUGCCAGAACCUGAUGGGGGUCCCUUUAUGCAUCCAGCAGUCAGUGUUGAAGAUGUGGACUCUGGUAGCAUUACGGAUGCUCUGGAACAUGAAGACUUUGUGAGGCCUCCUCCGUCACCAUGCAAACAUAGGACUCUUACAGUGCCUGUCACUUCUUUGCCUGCUAAAAGUAGGAAGAGGACACAAUCCCAGGAAGACAUCAUGGAGGAGAUGUCUGAUGCUGCACCAGAGGAUGAAGAGGUUAUGGAAAGAUCUGCUUCAGCAAUCAGUCACAGUAGCGCAAUAAUAACAGAGCGCCUGCAGGAACUGGUUCGCAUGUUUAAGGACCGGACAGAACGUGUGAAAGAGAAACUGAUUGAUCCAGAACUGUCUUCUGAAGAUGAAAGUCCAUCUGCUUCUCCAUCCAAAAAAAGUGCACCUCCCCCACCUCCUCCACCCCCACCAGCUGAAGAGAAGAAGGUAGAAGUUGAAGCCCAGGCAGAAGAGGAACAUUACUGUGAAAUGCUAUGUUGCAAGUUUAAGACCAGGCCGUGGCGUGACCGUCUCCUGAAACUCAAAUUUCCAUCCAGCAUUGACCCUCUGACUAAUGUUAUGUAUGUGUUGUGGCUAUUUUUUGUCGUAUUGGCGUGGAACUGGAACUGCUGGCUAAUCCCUGUGCGCUGGGCUUUCCCAUACCAAACUCCUAGCAACAUCCAUUACUGGCUGCUCAUGGAUUACCUGUGCGACCUUAUCUACCUACUAGACAUUACUGUGUUCCAGAGCAGGCUACAGUUUGUCCGAGGAGGCGACAUCAUUACAAAUAAGAAAGAUAUGCGUGAGCAUUACUUCAAGUCUGAACGGUUUAAGAUGGAUCUCAUUUCUCUCCUUCCAUUGGACCUUCUUUAUUUGAAAUUUGGCGUCAAGUCUUUAUUGAGAUUGCCACGUAUUUUAAAGUACAUGGCUUUCUUUGAAUUUAACAAUCGUCUAGAAGCAAUCCUGAGCAAAGCUUACAUCUACAGGGUGAUUCGAACCACUGCUUACCUUCUCUACUGCCUUCAUAUGAAUGCCUGUCUAUACUAUUGGGCCUCUGACUAUGAGGGUCUGAGCUCCACCCCAUGGGUCUUUGAUGGUGUAGGGAACAGUUAUAUCCGAUGCUACUACUGGGCUGUGAAGACCUUGAUAACCAUUGGAGGACUUCCUGACCCAGACACACUUUUUGAACUCUGGUUUCAGCUACUAAAUUACUUCAUGGGUGUGUUUGCCUUUUCCGUCAUGAUUGGUCAGAUGAGAGAUGUGGUUGGGGCAGCGACAGCAGGACAGACAUAUUACCGCAGCUGUAUGGACAGUACUAUUAAAUACAUGAACUGUUACAAAAUUCCUCGAAGUGUGCAAAACCGUGUCAAGAUGUGGUAUGAGUACACAUGGCAAUCCCAGGGCAUGCUUGAUGAAUCAGAACUCAUGGUUCAGCUUCCUGAUAAGAUGAGAUUGGACCUUGCUAUCGAUGUCAAUUACAGUAUUGUGAGCAAAGUAAUACUGUUUCAGGGGUGCGACAGGCAGAUGAUUUAUGAUAUGCUGAAGAGACUGCGCUCUGUGGUUUACUUACCAGGAGAUUAUGUCUGUAAAAAGGGGGAAAUUGGAAGGGAAAUGUAUAUUAUCAAAGCCGGACAAGUCCAGGUGCUAGGAGGACCUGAUGGCAAAACUGUACUUGUCUCUUUAAAAGCAGGGUCUGUGUUUGGAGAAAUCAGUCUUCUCGCUGUGGGAGGUGGAAACAGACGGACAGCAAAUGUAGUUGCUCACGGAUUUACCAACCUUUUCAUUUUGGAUAAAAAAGACCUAAAUGAAAUUUUACUUCAUUAUCCUGAAUCCCAGAAGCUGUUGCGCAAGAAAGCAAAAAAAAUGUUGAAGAACAGCAGCAAGCCAAAAGAUGAGCCUGGUCAAGAAAAAGGAUUUUUGCAUAUCAUCCCCCCAAGACCAGAGACCCCAAAACUCCUGAAGGCUGCGAUUGCCGCCACUGAAAAAAUGGGUUUUAAAGGAUUUUCCAAACUAAGGCGCCGAAUGAAAGUGAAGACAACUAUAGAGCCCACCACGAGCAGUCCUGUUCCCCCCGGCUCACCUGUGCACAGGCGAUCCCCAGUUCCCCAGAUCAAGCCUGAUGAUGACGACACUACUGAAAUUGUAUCUGAGUCUGCAGACAACACCGUGUUUAUACGGGUCAGCCCAUCACCGCGGGGUGAUGAACAGAUCCUUUCUGUGGAAGUGACAGCUCCAGAGGAUGAAACUAAAUAAAGAAAACAAAUGUUAAUAGGAAUGAACGUUAGCAAGUUGGGGUAGCUUUUCUGCACCACUAAAUACACUGCUGCUUACGAACGCAAGAUGUACUGUGGGUUACUCCAGAAUAACGGUGAUGCCUCUCUUUAGUCAGGCAAAAGCAUGUGUAUCACUCAGUGGAUCAAUUCAAGUCUUUAUGUGCAAAUACAAAAGUAAAGGAGACAGGCAUCCCUGUCCUUAAAGUGACAAGGACCUAUAGAAGGAAAACAUCUGCUGUACUAUAUCACUACAAGUAGAAAGAUUCAGCCACGCUUUGUUUAGUCAGCUGCUACUGGGUAAACAUAUUCUCUUUUAAGAGAGCUAUAAACAAGAAAGACUGAUCUUUAUUUGUAUUCACUAAGUUCUGUACUGAUUGGGAACAAUUAUGUGUUUGCUGACUAAUUUCCCACUUUCUCUUUGUCAUCAAGAAUGAGACAUUUUAGCCACUGAUUCUGUGUCUGGUUUUGUCUGAGUGUCUAUUUGAGCCUGUAGUAGCAGGUUUUCAUAUUAUUCUAACAGUUGUCAACCAUUGCCACCAUCUUUCAAUUCACAGAGCCUCAGGUUUCUAGAGUCUAUGCUAAAAUAAAAUUGUGGUUUUGA
Messenger RNA from Xenopus tropicalis (tropical clawed frog), 6710 nucleotides. It is a transcript of the gene cngb1, whose product is annotated as cyclic nucleotide gated channel beta 1. Bases 321 to 6089 code for a protein of 1922 amino acids. Gene Ontology annotation, molecular function: cyclic nucleotide-activated monoatomic ion channel activity; monoatomic ion channel activity; intracellularly cyclic nucleotide-activated monoatomic cation channel activity. NCBI's taxonomy places the organism in Eukaryota, Metazoa, Chordata, Amphibia, Anura, Pipidae. Gene Ontology annotation, cellular component: membrane. Gene Ontology annotation, biological process: transmembrane transport; monoatomic ion transport. The transcript has 41 exons. The record is from RefSeq and is a predicted model, not a curated record.